Molecule: messenger RNA, 1059 nt
Organism: Sclerotinia trifoliorum
Lineage: Eukaryota; Fungi; Ascomycota; Leotiomycetes; Helotiales; Sclerotiniaceae
Source: the annotation of a GenBank genome assembly
AAAAAAUAGCACUUCUGACAAUCAUGCAUUGAUAUUUCUCAACUUUCUUUUUGGAAUCAGCAAACAAAAUUUAUUUAUCUACAGGCACGUGUUACUGCAUCCCGAAAUCCCUCUCAACCGCCAUGGGCCCAAGAGCAAGUGCCUGUCAUAUGUGUGGUUCAGGAUCAUCUUGCUAUUGCCAUCGUCCCUUCUACUGGGACCGUACACAUCCAGAACCACCGAAUUUUCCUGUGGCGCCUGGGGCUGAAUGCGUCCAAAGUUGUCCCGGUACGUCAAAUCAUCUGCAGUUUUCCGGACAGAACACGGCCCAGCCCUCAGAAAGUACGGCCCCAAACGAACCUUUGGCAACGGACGAAUUUAACGACGUACGUAUUCCGCGUGGUACCCCCUCUGCACAUUCGACGCCUCAGCAGAGCAGUACCUUCACAAAUACGCCGUCCGAAAGCCGUUCCACCGCAGCUCCAACGUCUGACUCGUCCCCGGCUACUUCGAAUAAUUCCUUCGAAAAUUCGGCACAUAGCGCUUCAACCCUUGAUUCUAAUAAUUACUUUACAACCAAAAGGCCUAGAUCAUCGCCUGUCGAUUCUGAGAGUAUCGGAACUCAACUUAGGGUCCCUGGACCUCUUCCUCCAGUCGACAACACAAGUCCAUUGUGGGCCCCUAAACCAUUGCGUGUAACCAAGAACAUAACGCAAUUUUGGACAGAAUCUGAAGCUUCCACAAACAAUCCCGCGCUAAAUAACGCUCAACAAUCUAGAAAGCGAACAUUGACCGACACUUCCCACUAUGGCAAAGAGGAGGAACAAUAUCAAAAAAAGUAUAAAGGAGAUUGAGCCAAUCGACAUGGGGUCUAAGAGCUCGAAGGAUGAAGAGCCUGCAUUAUUGCACCUUGGGUAUUUUCCAAUGGCCCCGUCCAGAAUGAUUUUCCGGUUCAAGUGUGCUUCUUCUCGCUAUUUUAGCCUUUCUGAGGAUUAUCUGGAGGAAAGGAAAAUGACGAGAACACCAUUUCCAGCGCGCCAGUUUCGUCAAAAGGUCCCUAUGAGGAACAUGAAGUUGAAG